AUGGCAACGGGGCGUGGCUUUGUGCAGCUACUUCUGAUUGGAAGAGGGGAAAGUCAAAUCAACUGUGUGACACUGCUGGACCACAGCUGCCCCAGGGCAGAAGACGCAGGAGUGACUAUCAACAUGACCGACACUGCGAGCGAAUACACACCCAACACAGCCGACACUGAGAACGAAUACACACCCAACACAGCCGACACUGAGAGCGAAUACACACCCAACACAGCCGACACUGAGAGUGAAUACACACCCAACAUGGCCGACGUCGCUGAGGAAGAGUCAUUACCACCAGUCCCACCCACUUCGUUACAGCUGUCCAAUAAGAAGAGGAAGAAGAAAGUUCUGAGUGCGCCGACUCUCAGCCUCUCCCUGGGUGGAGAGUCUCUGGUCUCAGAGGACUUGUCCCUGGUCUUGUCUCCAUCGGGGGAUGAGGUGGACUUGGACUUGGACUUGGAGGGCCUGGAGACUCCCUCAGACUCUGAAUCUCUGAUGUUCCCCCCCGACAUGGACCUGGAUCUGGACCUGGAGGAGGACAUGCGGCGUCUGGGCGUGGCCUGCUCUCGUGGCCCCGCCCCCUCCUCUGGCCCUACACCCUCACGCUCCCUGGACGACACAGAGGACACGGUGGACAGUGCGGGCAGCAGGUGGCGCUCUUUUAGCUGCAGCGGAGCCUCAGUCAACAUGAGUCUGAUCCAGGAUCACGUCCGAGUCCUGUCCCAUGGAGGUUACUACGGCGACGAGCAAAAUGAUAUCAUCGUGUUCUCGUCAUGCUAUUUGCCGGAAAACAAUACAGAGUCGUAUGAGGAGGUGAUGGACCAUCUGUUCAGAUAUGUGAUGGGGACCUUGGAACUGAUGGUGUCUCAGGACUAUGUGAUCAUCUACCUUUGUGCAGGAGCUCAGAGGAACCAGGUCCCAGGCCUGAGCUGGCUGCGGGACUGCUACACCGCCAUCGACCGCCGUCUGAGGAAGAAUCUAAAGUCGUUCUUCGUUGUUCACCCGACCUGGUUCAUCAAAGCUCUCAUCACCAUUGUCAAACCGUUCAUCAGUUCUAAAUUCAGUCGUAAACUUGUCUUUGUCGACUCGCUGCAGCAGCUGAGUGACCUGGUGCCUACUGAGCACGCUCAGAUCCCCAACUGUGUUACAAUGUUUGAUCAGAGUUUGCCCCGAUGA
Messenger RNA from Knipowitschia caucasica, 1170 nucleotides. NCBI's taxonomy places the organism in Eukaryota, Metazoa, Chordata, Actinopteri, Gobiiformes, Gobiidae. The record is from the annotation of a GenBank genome assembly.